Molecule: messenger RNA, 1095 nt
Organism: Brachypodium distachyon (stiff brome)
Lineage: Eukaryota; Viridiplantae; Streptophyta; Magnoliopsida; Poales; Poaceae
Exons: 2
Coding region: 319-1095 (258 amino acids)
Biological process (GO): shoot system development; root development
Source: RefSeq, a predicted model, not a curated record
CUUUCCUUUUUACGAAUACACGAGACGUGGCUAUUUGGGGGGAAUACAGGAGACGUGCCAUUUUACGGGGAAUACAGGAGACGUGGCGGCUAUGAACCUUUCACGUGGGCUUUUCUUUCGAAAGAUUCACGUGGGCUGAUACGUUGUUUGUUGGACGAAGCGUCUGAUGCAUGCCAGGACAGCGACUCUGCCCGACCAUAUAACCUCGCGUGGCUCCCCUCUCCAUUCCACACAUCACGGAGCCAUAGAAUCGAGGAGUGCCAUCGCAGACACAGCUAGCACAAGUCUUUCUUUACUUGACUCGUCUCAGCAAUCAGGAUGCACUUGACGAUGAGCUCUGCGGAGAAGCGAGCCGGGCGUUUCCGUCUGCCCCGCAGCACCCUGUCCUCGCGCGCGCACCUCGACAUCAACGUACGCAAGCUUUGGGCGUGGCCGGCCUCCGGCGACGACGACGGGCUCACCCGCGCGGAGUCCGUCCUGGCCACGCUCGGCGGGCUCCUUGCGGAGCCACGGGCCGCGGCGGCGCUCCGCGCCCACGGUGACGACCGGAUCCUCGACGUCUUCCUCGAGCUCGCCGACGUAUGCGGCUCAUUCGGGCGGGCGCUGCUCGCGCUCAAGCAGAGCAUCACGGAACUGCGGGCGGUUGUCCAGCGACGGCACGGGGACGCCACGGCAACAGUCGCCACGGCGCUCCGCGCGCGCAGGCGCGCCGAGAAAGAGAUACGCCGUCUCGCGGCCGCUAUACGGCGCGUCUCGAGAGACGCCACCGUGCUGUCGGAUGGCGACUCGGUGACCGGCAUUGUUUUUAGAGUUGUGGCUGACGUGGCCGCGGCCACCGCAGCGGCGCCGGAGGCCAUCUUCCGAAGGUGCGCUGCGAUGUCCCCGGACGUGUCGGCCGUGGCCCAAUCAGUGCCAUGGCUUGCGAGGUUGCGGGUGCCACCGCCGCCGGCGACUAACAAGGUAGUGUCAGAAAUGGCGGCGGCGUUGGAGAGUCUGGAGGAGCGCAUUGGCGAGAUCAAGCGUGGGAGCGAGAAGGUGUUUCGGAGUUUGCUACGGACGAGAGUUUCGCUUCUCAACAUUCAUAGUUCCUUCUAA